This is a messenger RNA of Melitaea cinxia (Glanville fritillary), 3605 nucleotides long. RefSeq names its product presequence protease, mitochondrial. NCBI's taxonomy places the organism in Eukaryota, Metazoa, Arthropoda, Insecta, Lepidoptera, Nymphalidae. Gene Ontology annotation, biological process: protein processing. Gene Ontology annotation, molecular function: metal ion binding. Gene Ontology annotation, cellular component: mitochondrial matrix. The transcript is spliced from 2 exons. The record is from RefSeq and is a predicted model, not a curated record. The coding region runs from base 66 to 3122 and encodes 1018 amino acids.
UACCACACUAUAUGUGUAAAAUUAUCGAUAAGCGCUAAGAGUAUUGAAGAAUAUAUUUAAGAAAAAUGUACUCAAAACUACACAAUUGCAGCUGGAAAUCUUUACACAAACGUCUGAACUUAUUGAGUAGUAGAAACUACGCUGGUAGUGUACUAAAAAAGAAAGAAAAUGUAGCCAGUAACUUUCGACCAGGUAAAGUUUACCAUGGAUUUAUUUGCAAUGAAAUUGAACCAGUCAAAGAGUACAACAUGACAGCAUACCUCCUUACCCACGAGAAAACUAAGACUAAGUACUUACAUUUAGAAAGAGACGACUCCAAUAAUGUGUUCUCCGUUGGUUUCCGUACCACACCCCUAGAUUCUAUGGGAACUCCGCAUAUUCUAGAGCAUACAGUACUCUGUGGGUCUGAAAAAUACCCUGUUCGAGAUCCGUUCUUUAAAAUGUUAAAUAGAUCAUUGGCAACGUUCAUGAAUGCACUGACUGGCCCAGAUUAUACAUUUUACCCCUUUUCUUCUCAAAAUGAAGUAGACUACAAAAAUCUACAACAAGUAUACCUUGAUGCAGUUUUCAAACCUAAUUUAACUAGAUUAGACUUUUUACAAGAAGGCUGGAGGUUAGAACAUUCGAAAUUAGAGGACAAGUCGUCAGAUUUGGUUUUUAAAGGUGUCGUGUAUAAUGAGAUGAAAGGAGCGUUUUCCGAAACAAGCUCUCUAUUUGGUCAAAAGUUUAUAAACACAAUAUUACCAAAAGGAACGUAUGGCUAUGUCUCAGGCGGUGAUCCUUUAUGCAUUCCAGAGUUAUCACAUGAGCAUUUAAAGAACUUCCAUGCUAAAUAUUAUCAUCCGAGCAAUGCUAGAAUAUAUUCCUAUGGUAAUUUUCCUCUUGAGCAAAAUUUGAAAUUCCUGAAUGAGACAUAUUUGAGUAAAUGUGAAUUUUUAGACCCUAAGAACACCGUUGUAGCCCCACAAGAGAGGUGGAAAAUGGUGAAAAGAGCAAAUAUUCCCUGUAGAGUAGAUCAGUACGGAGGCCCCAUUGAUAAACAGAAUCAGAUUGCCUUAGGUUACGUAAUGUCUGACAUAACGGAGAUUUACGAGACAUUUAUGUUAACAGCUUUAGCCGAGUUGAUGAUUAUUGGACCCAAUUCUGCAUUCUAUAAAAGUCUCAUAGAAAAGAAUAUUUCUGGAGGAUAUAAUGCUCUAACAGGUUACGAAAAUCAAAUUAGGGAUACUCUCUUCGUUGUCGGUUUGCGCGAUGUUGAAACAUCAAAAUUUGAAACAAUUGAACGUAUAGUGAAUCAGACUAUUGAUGAAAUAUUCACUAAAGGUUUUGAAAAGAACCAUAUCGAGAGUGUUUUACACGGAUUUGAGUUGUCAAUAAAACACCAGUCACCAAAGUUUGGUCUUAAUUUGCUAUUCAAUUUAAUGCCUUUGUGGAACCAUAAUGGACCUAUAUUAAAUGCAUUAAAAGUUAAUUCAUUACUCGAUCAGCUAAAGACUAAUCUCAUGAAUCCUGCUUAUGUUAAGGAUGUUAUUGAAAAGUAUUUUAUUCUUAACAAUCACAAAUUAAUUAUGACGAUGCAGCCAGAUCCAAAAUUUGAUGAUAUAUUCAAUGAGGCAGAAGCAAAGUUAUUAAAAUCGAAAGUUAAAAAUCUAACUCCUGAGCAGAAAGAGGAAAUUUUCGCAGAUGGUAUAGAGCUUUCGCAGGCUCAAAAGAAAGUUCAAAAUCUAGACGUUUUGCCUUGUUUGAAGAUAGAAGAAAUAACGCUAAAUAAAACAGCGCCUACCCUCAAACACACGAUUUCAGGAACCAUUCCUUUACAACUGUGUGAAGCAAACACAAAUGGUGUGACUUAUUUCAAAGGAAUUUUAGGUACUGAUUGCCUUAACGAUAAACAAAGGCAUUUGCUACCGUUCUUCAAUUACGUUUUGGAUAAAUUUGAUACAAAGUCGUUUAAUUACAGAGAUUUUGACAAACAUGUCAGUAAGUGUACUUCAGGGUUGUCAUUUGUUACUCAUAUUGCUGAGCAUAUCGAUCAGCAAGAUCAGUUUGAACAAGGUGUUUUGCUCAGUAGUCAUUGUCUUGACGAAAACUUGCCAAAGAUGCUCGAUAUAUGGUCGGAAAUAUUUGAUAGACCAGACUUUGAGAACAGUGAAAGGAUGACCAUGCUUCUUACUAACUAUUGUUCAUCCCUGACGAGCGGUAUUAUCGAUAGUGGUCAUACGUAUGCAAUGCAAGCGGCGCGGUCCCUUAUAUCUUCAGUCGAUGAGUGUAAGGAAAAUCUUUUAGGUAUAAAACAUAUUAUGAAUAUGCAAGAAGUACAAAAAAAUACCAAAGUUGAAGAUAUUCAGGCCACUGUUGACAUUAUCGCCAAAAAUAUAUUGAAAGGCGAUAAUUUGCGAGCAGCCUUUCAUUAUUCUAAUUCUAACGAAAAAAUGCACGAAAUAAUAGCUAACUUUUGCACGAAAUUGUGCAAAGACGAUGCAAAUAAAGAUGUAAAUAGGAUUAACUGGACAGAUUCCAAACCACCAAAGAAAGAAAAUCGCGGUGUUCACAUAUCGAUGAAUAUUCCUGUUAAUUUCUGUGCUAAAGUAGUACCGACAGUCCCAUACACAAACCCAGACUACCCAAAACUACGUGUCUUAUCAAGAUUCAUAACAUCGAAAUACCUACACCCUAUCGUAAGGGAACAAAAUGGCGCGUACGGUGGAGGAGCUAUGUUGACAAUCGAUGGAGCAUUCAAUUACUAUUCCUACAGAGAUCCAAAUUCACGCGUCACGAUGGACGUUUUCGAUGAAACAGCGGAAUGGAUGGCGAAAAAUCAAUAUCUAGUCGAUGACCAGAAUCUUUUCGAAGCUAAAUUGUCAAUAUUACAGCAAAUGGACCAACCAGUUGCCGAGUACAUGAAGGGUGUGGAUAUGUUCUUAUAUGGUUUAUCAUAUGAUAUUUGGCAGAUGCAAAGAGAACGCGUGUUGGCUGUUAAGAAGGAAGAUCUGAUUGAAGUUUGCCAAAAAUAUCUGACAGCUGACAAAUGGGCUGGAAAAGCCUGUAUAGGAGAGGGAGCGUCUCAACAGUUGAGGAAGGACGGCGAAAAUUGGGAAACCAUUAGUGGACCUCAGGAUUGAAAAAAAUAUAACUGAAGCUUUAUAUUGUCAAGACACGUUGUUACUGCGUUAUAUAAAAAUGAUAUUUUAGAUAUAAUGUAAGAAUUUGUUUUAGGGUCUAUGUCGAAGAAAAAUGUUCCUUCCAAAAGAUUUAAACAAAAAGCCACCAAAUAGUCAUUAUAUAUAUAUAUAUAUAUAUAUUUAAGUAUAUAAAAAUUCAUUGCAUCAUUAUUGCCAAACUUUUCCACUUCAAGUCUUAGACCAAAAAAAUCUUGGCUACAACAAAAUAUAAUUUCAGAAGUGUAUGUUACUUAAUUGUAAUGAGUAGAUUAAACUAGAAAUACUGUUAUAUUAAGUAUAUAAUGUACUUAGUAUCAUAAUAAUAUGCUCGGAAUUUGUCCGGAUGGUUAUUAAGAACUUUUCAUUUAAGACACUGUUGCAUUUGCCAUUGUAUUAUUUAUUAUAAAAUAUAUAUGAAGAGUUAAUAAAUAUGUGUUUUAGAUU